AUGAUGUUCAAACUGUCGCUCAUUGCUCUGCUCGUUGGUGUCGUGGCUCUAGUCCAUGCGGAUAAUAUUAACCGCGAUGCAUCGAUUCUUUCCUUGAAAAAUACUGAGCCCGAUGCCGAGGGUAACUAUCAGUUUGCCUAUGAGACCAGCAAUGGCAUACAGACCCAGGAGGCUGGCAACGCCAAUGGAGUUACCGGUGCCUUUACUUUCAUCUCCCCAGAGGGUGAGCCAAUCUCCUUGAGCUAUGUUGCCGAUGAAAAUGGAUUCCAGCCAUCUGGUGCUCAUUUGCCAACACCUCCACCCAUUCCUGAGGCUAUCCUGAGGGCAUUGGAAUAUAUUGCUGCCCAUCCACAACAGCUGGAGUAAGUCGAGUGCUAUUGCCCUUUCAUAAUAGCGCCUAGUCAACACCAAGAAA
Molecule: messenger RNA, 415 nt
Organism: Drosophila willistoni
Lineage: Eukaryota; Metazoa; Arthropoda; Insecta; Diptera; Drosophilidae
Gene: Cpr78Cc
Product: pupal cuticle protein Edg-78E
Exons: 2
Coding region: 1-366 (121 amino acids)
Cellular component (GO): chitin-based extracellular matrix
Molecular function (GO): structural constituent of chitin-based larval cuticle
Source: RefSeq, a predicted model, not a curated record